ACUAAUGGUAAUCAAAAUGCUCGCGCCGUUCAGCCGCCGUUCUGAUUUAAUUCUUCCUUUCCAAGAGUCGGUAAAUUUUGAUGUUAAGGCGUAAACGGAGUGUGUGAAAAAAGUUUUAUUUAUUAUUUGGAUAAGUGUUUAAUAGGAACAAAAAUGUCCACAGCGGAAGCUCAAAUUAAUGUAAAUACCAAUUUACAACAGCAGGAUCUAAAUAAUUUGAAUGUCAGCAAUUUGACGCCGCUUUCGCCUGAAGUCAUUUCUCGACAAGCCACUAUUAAUAUUGGUACCAUCGGUCAUGUAGCCCACGGUAAAUCGACAGUGGUAAAAGCUAUUUCUGGUGUGCAGACUGUUCGUUUCAAAAAUGAACUGGAGAGAAAUAUUACAAUUAAACUUGAACGCAUAAGUACACAACGCAUGCAAGCACUGCUAGCAUCUAAGGAACUAUUACGCGAACACGAAAAGCAAGAAGAGGCGAAAAGGAAGCAAAGACUGAAGCAAAGGCAAUUACUAAAACAACAGCAAAAACUCCAAGAAUUGAAUGGACAAACUUCGCUGGCGCGUACUUUCUCAGCGGACAGCCUGCUGGAGCGUGGAUCUUCCUCUUGUCCCAGCAGUGGUUAUGAAAGCGACAAUGCAUCUAUUUGUAGCGGAGAUUCUCUCUUUGUAAAAUCUCCACCCAAAUCCCUUAUCAUACGGCUAACCAAGUCCAAUCUCGUAGAGGAUGCUUUGCAAAGGAAAAUUGUCAAACGCCGUCGUAGUUCUUGUCAUAGUAACAGCAGCGGUACCACUCCCAGGCCGGCAAAACGACAAAAGCAAGAGUAUGAAGUGGAAAAAAUUGAGAGUCUUGAGUCUAUUAACGCCGAACCAGUAUUUUUUGUUAAAUGGCUCAACUAUCCCAAAUCACAAAAUACUUGGGAAAGUUUAGCCAAUUUGAGUGAAUGUGCUCUCUUGGAUGGCUUCAUUGAGUCCAUGAUGGUGCUGCACCAGAGGGUCAUAGAGAAUAUACGUCAAGAAAUCGAGGAACAAAUUGGUGCCGAAAAUUUGACCCUAAAGCCCUCAGAGGUUAGCAUGAAAGAUUUGGACGAGUAUGACCCAGUGAAAUUGAAGGUAGAUCUCAUCUUAUUGGCCCAAUUUAUAAAUGCGCGCUCAAGGAGCCAGCGUGAACCAGAGAAAAUACGUCAGCGAGUAGUACAGUCAAUGCUUAUGGCUCCUUUGCAUUAUAUAAGAAAAAAACAAAUGGCUUCCAUACGCGAAUGGCAAGAACGUAUGAAUAUGUGUGAAACUGAAUCUCCCAUUGUGGUGGAAAACAAUGUCGACCUGGAUAUUUUGGAUCCCAAUUUUCAGUAUAUAAUCAAAAAUUUCGCUGGAAACGGUGUUGAAUUGCCCCAUGGUCCGAAACUCGGUUGUAAAUGCGUGGACGGCUGCGCCCCAUCAACAAAGUGCUGCGCACGAAUGUCAGAUAGCUAUUUUGCCUAUGAGAAGAAUGGGCGGUUGCGCAUAUAUCCUGGUGAAGCCAUUUAUGAAUGCAAUGCAAGCUGCGCUUGCUCGAAUGACUGUCCUAAUCGCGUCAUUCAAAGGGGUCGUCACAAUACUCUAUGUCUUUUCAAGACGUCCAAUGGACGUGGAUGGGGUGUGCGCACAGAAAAGCCCAUGCGAAAGGGCGAAUUCGUCGGCGAAUAUGUGGGUGAGAUAAUCACAUGUGAAGAGGCCGAUGAAAGGGGCAAGCAAUACGAUGCCGUUGGCCGCACUUAUCUCUUCGAUUUGGACUACAAUACCAACCAGCCGCAAAGCAAGUACACCAUUGAUGCCGCAGUACAUGGCAAUAUUUGUCAUUUCUUUAACCACUCGUGUGAUCCAAAUCUGGCUGUCUUUCCCUUUUGGAUUGACACUCUGGACAUUGAUAUGCCUCGUUUGGCCUUUUUUACAUUGCGUCCCAUCAAGCCUGGUGAGGAGCUAACAUUCGAUUAUAUUCGCGGCAGCGACGGUGCUGAUGAUUAUGAAAACCUUUCAGAAGCCGAGAAGGUUUCAUGCCGUUGUGGCGCCGAUAAUUGUCGUAAAGUUUUAUUUUAAGUUUUGGACAUUUAUUAUGUAGACUUUUUAAAUUUUUAAAUAUAUAUAUUUUAAUAUUUUUCUUUAA
Messenger RNA from Stomoxys calcitrans (stable fly), 2137 nucleotides. Its product is annotated as eukaryotic translation initiation factor 2 subunit 3. Gene Ontology annotation, cellular component: cytosol; nucleus; eukaryotic translation initiation factor 2 complex. NCBI's taxonomy places the organism in Eukaryota, Metazoa, Arthropoda, Insecta, Diptera, Muscidae. Gene Ontology annotation, biological process: formation of translation preinitiation complex; positive regulation of translational fidelity. The record is from RefSeq and is a predicted model, not a curated record. Bases 154 to 2070 code for a protein of 638 amino acids. Gene Ontology annotation, molecular function: GTP binding; protein binding; zinc ion binding. The transcript has 3 exons.